UGGACUGUAAUUCUGUGAUGAAUGAUGCGUGCUCGAUUUCUUCGGUCUGAAUCGGUGAUCAGCUCGUCUGUCCUGUUAGCACGUGUGAUUCUAGCAGCAGCAUUUAUUUUUUAUUUUUUUGGAUCCUGUGUGUUUUGAACUAUGGAACAUGUGUUGGACUCCCGGAUCCCAUCAAAGGAAAGCGCUCUGUUGGGAGUUGAGUCUUCAAAUAGUACGAAAGCGGAGGCUUUCACCCAAGCGUUCCUGAAAAAUAGCUUUCCCCAAAUGAAAGAUGAAGCUAUUGAGACGAUGAUGUUGCACAAGGCGGUAGUACUGGAAUUUAAAAGACCGAAAAAGAAGGGAAAGAAAAGAAAGGCCAAGGGACUGAAUGCCAAAGAAAGAAGACGGCUAAAAAUAUUCCAGCUCAAACCUGAACAUCAAAAAUAUGAACUCUUCUUGCCUCUACAUGAGCUAUGGAAACAGUACAUUGAGGACCUAUGCAAUGGAUUGAAACCAGGAAGCAACCCACAGAUGAUCCAGCAGAAGCUCUUGAAAGCUGAUUUCCAUGGUGCAAUCUUAACAGUUGUCAGAUCAAAAUGCCCCUCGUAUGUGGGUCUCACUGGCAUCUUGGUACAGGAAAUGAAGCACAUCUUCAAAAUCAUCACAAAAGAGGACAAACUAAAAGUAAUACCGAAGAGGAAUAGUGUGUUCAGUGUGGAAAUUGGUGAUUUUGUAACUCACAUCUAUGGAAGCACAUUUGAACUGCGCUCCAGUGAGCGGUCAGCAAAGAAAUUCAAAGUAAAAGGAACUAUUGACUUGUAAUGGAAAGUCUUAAACAUUGUGUCAUUUAUUUUUAACUGUGGGCUGACACUGGAGCCUGGAAGAUUAUAAAGAACUGAUGCUCAAUCA
Messenger RNA from Ctenopharyngodon idella (grass carp), 888 nucleotides. RefSeq names its product POP4 homolog, ribonuclease P/MRP subunit (gene pop4). The record is from RefSeq and is a predicted model, not a curated record. Gene Ontology annotation, cellular component: ribonuclease MRP complex; ribonuclease P complex. Gene Ontology annotation, biological process: tRNA 5'-leader removal; rRNA processing. Gene Ontology annotation, molecular function: ribonuclease P RNA binding. The transcript has 7 exons. NCBI's taxonomy places the organism in Eukaryota, Metazoa, Chordata, Actinopteri, Cypriniformes, Xenocyprididae. The coding region runs from base 142 to 801 and encodes 219 amino acids.